UUUUUUUUUUUUUCUUCCCCCUUUGCUGGUGGUUCGGACAUUUAAUGUAUUGAAUGAACUGGAAUUGCUUUCCGUGUGAGGAGGAUGGUUGCUGUUACUUUGUGAUGAGAUCGGGAAUGAAUUGCUCGGUUUAAAAAUGCUGCUUUGGAUUCUGUUGCUGGAGACGUCUCUUUGUUUUGCUGCUGGAAACGUUACAGGGGACGUUUGCAAAGAGAAGAUCUGUGCCUGCAACGAGAUAGAAGGGGAUUUGCACGUAGACUGUGAGAAAAAGGGAUUUACCAGCCUGCAACAUUUCACCGCCCCAACUUCCCAAUUUUAUCAUUUAUUCCUGCAUGGCAAUUCCCUGACUCGACUUUUCCCUAAUGAGUUUGCUAACUUUUACAAUGCGGUCAGUUUGCACAUGGAAAACAACGGUUUGCAUGAGAUUGUUCCUGGGGCUUUCCUUGGGCUGCAGCUGGUGAAACGCUUGCACAUAAACAACAACAAGAUCAAAUCGUUCAGGAAGCAGACUUUCCUGGGGCUGGACGAUCUGGAAUACCUCCAGGCAGAUUUUAAUCUGUUGCGGGAUAUUGACCCGGGAGCAUUUAGGGACUUAAACAAGCUAGAGGUGCUGAUUUUAAAUGACAAUCUCAUCAGCACCUUGCCCCCCAACGUGUUUCAGUAUGUGCCGAUCACCCACCUCGACCUCCGGGGAAACCGUCUUAAAACCUUGCCUUAUGAGGAGGUCCUGGAGCAGAUCCCAGGCAUUGCUGAAAUCCUGCUAGAGGAUAACCCCUGGGACUGCACUUGCGAUCUGCUGUCGUUGAAAGAAUGGCUGGAAAACAUACCUAAAAACGCUUUGAUCGGCAGAGUGAUUUGUGAAGCUCCCACUAGGUUGCAGGGCAAAGAUUUAAAUGAGACCACAGAGCAGGAGCUGUGUAAAAAGAACAGAGUAGAUUCCAGCCUAGCUGCUCCCCCUGCCGAAGAAGAAACCUGCGAUCCUGGUCCCAUUCCAACCCCCUUUAAAAUACAUGGCAAAGAAGACCCUGCCACACCAGGAUCUGCUCCAAACGGAGGUACAAAGAUUCCUGUCAACUGGCAAAUCAAGACCAAACCCACUGCUGCCGUGUCGACAGUGAGUGCGAAGAACAAGCUACCCUCUACCUUUUCCUGCCCGCACAUCUGCAGCUGUGAUCAGAUCCCUGGCUCAGGUUUAAAGGUUAAUUGCAAUGAUAGGAAUGUGAGCAGCUUGGUGGAUUUGAAGCCCAAGCCAUCCAAUGUGCAGGAGCUGUUUCUGAGAGACAACAAAAUACACACCAUCAGGAAAUCACACUUUCUGGAUUACAGAAAACUUAAUUUACUCGAUCUGGGCAACAACAACAUUGCCACCGUGGAGAACAACACCUUCAAGAACCUCUUUGAUCUCCGAUGGCUGUACAUGGAUAGCAACUACUUAGACACCCUGUCCCGGGAGAAAUUCGCUGGGCUGCAAAACCUGGAGUAUCUGAAUGUGGAGUUUAAUGGGAUCCAGAUGAUCAUGCCUGGCACCUUCAAUGCGAUGCCCAAACUGAGAGUCCUCAUCCUCAACAACAACCUGCUGAGGUCUCUCCCAGUAGACGUGUUUGCCGGGGUCUCACUUUCCAAGCUGAGCAUACACAACAAUUAUUUCAUGUACCUCCCGGUGGCAGGGGUGCUGGACCAGCUCACCUCCAUCACCCAGAUCGAUCUGCACGGCAACCCAUGGGACUGUACUUGCCCUAUCGUGCCUUUCAAACAGUGGGCGGAGAUGCUGCGCCCCAAGGUGAUUAUGAGUGACCUGAGGUGUGAGUCCCCUGAAGAUUUCUUCAAGGAGGAUUUCGAGUCUCUCUCCAACGACGUGAUUUGUCCUCAGUUAAAAAUCUCACCCACAUUAACUUCUACUAACAAAAACAGCACCGGGUUGACAGAGACAGGUACUCACUCCAACUCCUACUUGGAGACCAGCCGGGUCUCUAUUUCGGUGCUAGUGCCAGGGCUUCUGCUGGUUUUUGUGACCUCUGCCUUCACAGUGGUUGGCAUGCUGGUUUUCAUCCUGAGGAACAGAAAACGGUCCAAGAGGAGGGACGCCAACUCCUCUGCAUCUGAAAUCAACUCCUUGCAGACGGUCUGCGACUCGUCCUACUGGCACAACGGGCCCUACAGCGCCGACGGGGCCCACAGGGUGUACGACUGCGGCUCCCACUCCCUGUCGGACUGAGGCGGCGGGCGGGGCGGGGGCGGCCGCCACCC
Molecule: messenger RNA, 2247 nt
Organism: Cyanistes caeruleus (blue tit)
Lineage: Eukaryota; Metazoa; Chordata; Aves; Passeriformes; Paridae
Gene: SLITRK1
Product: SLIT and NTRK like family member 1
Biological process (GO): positive regulation of synapse assembly; axonogenesis
Cellular component (GO): GABA-ergic synapse; glutamatergic synapse; postsynaptic density membrane
Molecular function (GO): protein binding
Source: RefSeq, a predicted model, not a curated record